Molecule: messenger RNA, 6427 nt
Organism: Zeugodacus cucurbitae (melon fly)
Lineage: Eukaryota; Metazoa; Arthropoda; Insecta; Diptera; Tephritidae
Gene: Ser
Product: protein serrate
Exons: 17
Coding region: 1278-5660 (1460 amino acids)
Biological process (GO): cell communication; establishment or maintenance of epithelial cell apical/basal polarity; heterophilic cell-cell adhesion
Cellular component (GO): plasma membrane; protein-containing complex
Molecular function (GO): calcium ion binding; Notch binding
Source: RefSeq, a predicted model, not a curated record
UGGUGGCUAUAUUUUAUUACCGUGGGACGGGUGUUAUUUGCCUUCGAGCUGUAAACGGAGUCGGUUUGCUUUUCAAAGCGGUGCGGUUAAAUGCGUGGCGGUAGUGGCAGCAGUAGCAGUCAGUGACUCUGGCGCAUAGUGAACUAUAGAGACACAAGUACACGAAGUAAAUGGAGAACACACGUGUGUUCGUAUAAACAUAUGCAGUUAUAGGUACAUAUAUACGACAUAUAUAUAAUAAAUAUAACUACAUAAAUCGUCGUUGAUAACGAAGUGCGGCGAUUAUUUUGCACGUUGCAUUUUUAUUGCAAUUGCCUGCGGCACAACAAGUGCGCGAGUUCCUCAUUUGUUGCAAGUGCUGCGUGCGUGCAACAAAGUAAAGGAAGAAGAUAAUAAAUUGAAUAUUGAAAAAAAGCAACAAACAAGUGCGAACUAGUGCAGUGAAAUGAUGCUAAUAAACACAUGAAUGUGCGCACAUACACAAACAAACAUACUUACGCUACAGUGUAAGUAUAUAGGUGUGAGUGCAGUUGGGUGUAUGUGGGAGCAGCUUGCUAAACGAUUGGAUUUAUAAUCAGCUGCGACAGCGAGAACAUAAUACAAUCAGCAAUACAAAUAACAACAACAACAAAGCCAAUAAACAUGCAAUGUGGCAGCUCCAAAAGCAACGACAACAAGCAGUGACAAAAAAUAAAAAAUAAUACAAAUAUAAACGAAAAAAAGUAGCAACGAUAAAUGCGAAUACAAAGCAUACUAAACAGCAGACGCAUACAGAAACAUAAAGGCAUACAAAUAUACGCGCCUGGCUGUGUAUGUGUGUAUGCGAAGGCAUUGUAAUUCAUAGAACAACAAUACAACAUGUUAUAAUAAAAAAAAAAGCAAAUAUAAACAUUGUGUGUGUGCAUGUAAAGUUGAAUAAAAAUAAUUACAACAAAAAAACAACAAUAAUAGUGAAAUAUUGUAGAGCAAUGCUGUUGAUAAGCGCGUUUCAAAUAUAACUAUAAAGUAGAAAAGGAAGUAAAUAAUAGUGAAUAAAAUCAAAACAAAUUUUGUGCAAUGACGAAGAAGUGAUUUAAAAAUAUUAAAAAAAUACAGAAACAACUUAAAAUAGCCAGUGAAAGUGUCACGAAAGUACGAAAAUAACCAUAAAGUUAUAAAAAAAAAUUUGCUUGCAUUAAUUGCAAGCUUGGCUUAAACGUUACAUUUUGUUUGUAGUUCACCUACAAGUGCAAUCGCCGUUCAAGUUUCAAGUGAAAACUUCAGUUAUUCCAGCAAACAUGUACAGAAUGUUCACGAAACAUUUCCGCCGGAAAAUGCGGCACAGCGACACAGUGACCGCCCUAAGCAUAUACAUACUGCUCGCGCUCAUACAAAAGAUAUCUGCUGCUGGUAACUUUGAAUUAGAAAUACUAGAAAUUUCAAAUACAAAUAGCCAUCUACUGACGGGCUAUUGCUGUGGUGUUCCUCUAGAGAUAAGAAGUACAAAAACGACGGGUUGCCCGCCAUGUUCUACGGCCUUUCGCCUGUGCCUCAAGGAGUACCAGAAUUCAUACAUAACUACGGGCUGUUCGUUCGGCAAUAAAACGACAGGCAUACUGGGCGGCUCCAGCUUCGUGCUAAGUGAGCCGGGAAUGAGUGCAAUCGUGUUGCCAUUCACAUUUCGUUGGACGAAAUCGUUUACGCUGAUACUGCAGGCGUUGGAUAUGUACAACACAUCGUACCCAGAUUCGGAGAGGUUAAUUGAGGAAACAUCAUUUUCGGGCGUGAUCCUACCAUCGCCCGAAUGGAAGACACUGGAUCACAUCGGCAAGAAUGCUCGCAUUACAUAUCGGGUCAGAGUGCAAUGCGCCGUUACGUAUUACAACACGACGUGUACGACAUUCUGUCGACCGCGCGACGAUCAAUUCGGCCAUUACACCUGCGGCGUGGAGGGCCAGAAGCUGUGUCUGCCCGGCUGGCAGGGCACCAAUUGCGAGGUGGCGAUUUGUCGGCCCGGCUGCGACCCCACACACGGCAAAUGCGAUCAACCCGGCGGCUGCGAAUGUCGUCAGGGCUGGCGUGGACCACUCUGCAACGAGUGUAUGGUGUAUCCUGGUUGCAAGCACGGCUCAUGUAAUGGCAGCGCCUGGAAAUGCGUGUGCGAUACCAAUUGGGGAGGCAUACUAUGCGAUCAAGAUUUAAAUUACUGUGGCACUCAUGAACCCUGCAUGCACGGCGGUACCUGUGAGAACACCGCACCUGAUAAAUAUCGCUGCACUUGCGCCGAGGGUCUGUCCGGCGAACGUUGCGAGAUCGUCGAGCAUCCGUGUGCGACGCAGCCGUGCAAAAACGGUGGAACCUGUGCGCUCAAAGCAUCAACACUCCCGAACGUAACAACAUUGCCGCCAUAUCGUGCGAUGCGCGGCAUGAGCUCCGCAAUGGGGAAACCAGUUAGUCGCCGCGACUCAUUGCUAGGACUGGCAGGAUUAAGCGGCGGCGGAGCGACAGCCACAACGAUGUCGACUGGCGCAGGUGGUGGCGGCGAUGCAGGCGAUGGACGCGGCAACAGCACGAGCGCCAUGAAUGCACUUGCCGCGGCGGCAAAAUUGCUGCCAGGCGGCGGCGGAGGUGUCGCUAAUCCAGCGCUGGCCACAUCCAUGCUCAUGCAACUGCAGCAGUAUCACAGCAACGCGAAUAGCGGCAGCGGCAACAGCCCGGGCACGAGCAAUCUGCUGCACUCACCGCACUCGAUCGGACAUCGGGCGCAGCAGAUAUCACCGGUUGGCGAGCACACAUGCGACUGCACGCCCGGCUGGACGGGACCAUCAUGUGAAAUCAAUAUCGACGAAUGCGCUGGCGGUCCCUGCGAACACGGUGGCACUUGCAUCGAUCUAAUCGGCGGCUUUCGCUGUGAAUGUCCUCCCGAGUGGACAGGCGAUGUAUGUCAAUUUGAUGUAAACGAAUGCGAGGUACACUACACCACUACAACAACAACAAACGGCAACAACAACAAUCAACAACUAAACAAUGGCGCUGGCACAUUGGCGGACGCGAUUUCAUCGGCAACCUCUUCAGCGGCGUUGAUUGCCGCCAUAAGCGCUGCGUCAUCGUCCACAGCUGCCACAGCCGCCGCCAAGGCAGCGCUGCAAUCGCAAGCGGCAGCUGCGGCCAAUGCCACGGUCAUUAGAGCAGCAGCAGCAGGAGCGUCGCCGGCCAGCACAGUGGGCCCAUGCAUAAAUGCGCAACAGUGCGUCAACCUGCCCGGCUCCUUCUCUUGUGUCUGCCUCGAGGGUUGGGGUGGACCGACGUGCGCGCAGAACCUCGACGACUGUGUGGGCCAGUGCAAGAACGGCGCAACCUGCAUCGAUUUGGUGAACGAUUAUCAUUGUGCGUGCGCAACCGGCUUUACAGGUCGCGACUGUGAGACCGACAUAGAUGAAUGCGCUAACUCGCCGUGUCGCAAUGGUGGCGAAUGCGUGGACUUGAUUGGCAAAUUCAAAUGUAUCUGUCCGCUGGGUUACACCGGUUCGCUAUGCGAGGAGGCCAAAGAUCAUUGCACACCCUCGCCAUGCCUGCAAGGUCGCUGUCUCAACACACCUGGCAGCUAUUACUGUCACUGUCCACCGGAUCGCGCGGGAAAGCAUUGCGAACAAAUACGGCCACUAUGCUCUCAACCGCCUUGCAAUGAGGGCUGCUUCGCCAAUGCGACAAUGAAUGCGUUGCCGUGCAGCGGCCAUGGCACUUGCGAGAUCGGCGAUGUGGGCACAUUCUGCAAAUGUCAUGUGGGCUACACGGGCACCUUCUGUGAGCACAAUCUAAAUGAGUGCUCGCCAAAUCCUUGUCGAAACGGUGGAAUUUGCCUGGAUGGUGAUGGUGAUUUUACAUGUGAAUGCAUUUCGGGUUGGACAGGUAAACGCUGCUCGGAACGUGCCAAUGAAUGUUAUGGUGGACAAUGUCAAAAUGGUGGCACCUGCCUCCCCAGUUCCACCGAGAAGGGUCUGCAAUCGCACUGCCGCUGUACGCCCGGUUGGCAUGGUGUCUACUGCGAUGAGCCAAUCGACCAAUGUAGCGGACAGCCGUGCCACAAUGGCGGCACUUGUGAAUCAGGCACCGGUUGGUUCCGCUGUUUGUGCGCACAGGGCUUCUCCGGACCAGAUUGUCGCAUUAACGUGAAUGAGUGCUCGCCGCAGCCUUGUUUGGGUGGUGCCACUUGUAUUGAUGGUAUUGGUGGCUUCACUUGCAUUUGUCCGCCAGGUCGACAUGGCUUGCGAUGCGAAAUUCUGCUUUCUGAUCCCAAGUCUGCUUGCAUCAACUCUACCAAUACGCUCUCGCCCUAUCAUGCUUUGAAUCAGAGCCAAGGCGACUGGUUAGAGCUGGCGCUCUCUGGCAGUACCGAGGAGUACUGUAAUGCCUGCAUCUGCGAGAAUGGCACAUCGCGUUGCACGAAUCUCUGGUGUGGUUUGCCGAAUUGCUUCAAAGUGGAUGCCGCUACGAAAUCUUCAAAUUUAUCCGGUGUGUGUAAGCAGCACGAAGUGUGCGUGCCAACAGUGAAUGAGGCCUGUCUCUCUCCGCCAUGUGCUGUGCGUGGUGACUGUCGUGCGCUGGAGCCCUCGCGUCGUGUGGCGCCGCCACGUUUACCCGCUAAACCGGAGUGCUGGCCCAACCAAGCGGUUUUGAAUGAGAACUGUGCACGUCUUACUAUACUGCUGGAUUUGCAGCAAGUUGGGGAGGGUUCGUCCGUCGAGGGGCUUUGUUCGGUGAUACGCUUUCUAUUGGCUUCAAAACUGGUGAAGCUGCCGCGCGACAACAAAGAUGCUAUGUUGAUUAUAAUUUGCGAUCUGAAAAUGGGCACAAAUGAUACCAUCGAAAUGACUGUGUCAUCAACAAAGUCAGCAGACCCGCAGUUGCCCACCACAGUCGGUCUACUCGGUGAGCUGCUUUCCUCCCGUCAGAUUAACAGCUUGCAGCGCCGCAAAGAACUGCGCAAUGCUAAAUUCGCGCCUUUGGUCUCAAUACUAGAGGUCAAGGUAGAGACUGCACUCGUUGCAGAAGGCAAUCACAGCAGUCUACUAAUUGGCAUACUCUGUGGCAUUUUCAUCGUGCUAAUUGGCUGUGCGGUAUUUAUAACGCUUAUGUGGCGCCAACGCUUACAUCCACGUUCUACGUCGGGCAUAAAUCUUACACCCUCCAUGGAUGUCUCGCGUCAUGAGGAGGAGAAAUCGAAUAAUCUGCAAAAUGAAGAAAAUCUGCGUCGCUACACAAAUCCGCUCAAGGGUUCGACCAGUUCUUUGGGACGCACCAAUGGCAUGGAACUUAGUCUAAACCCCUCACCAGAACUGGCAACUGUAUCGUCGCUUGUGGCCGCGUCCACCUCAGCGCUGCAUCGCUCACAACCUCUCUAUCCAGCUAAUUGUGGCGAAUCGAAUUUCGACUGCGAGCUGGAAGUUAGUGCGACCGGCAGCCGAACCAAUGCGACAAGCAAAACCGAACUACACCACGCACACGUGCAAAAGCGCAAUUCACAAAUCUUGCUGCAUAAAACACCCAAUUCCGACAUGAAGAAGAACACCGUCGGUUCGCUGGAUAGUCCGCGAAAGGAUUUCGGAAAGAGAUCAAUCAAUUGUAAAUCGAUGCCACCGCCCGCUAACGAAGAAUCGGACGUGCUCACCGUGGUGGUGUAGUACACGACCGAACUGGCCGUUGAGGCGACAGCGUGCAUUUGAGCCAAUGAUCUCAGCAUAUCUACCGAAUGAACUAGCAAACUGUAGGUUUAAAUAAAUUCCGACUUUCUGUGCACAUAGAUGAGUGUACGUCCGGCGCAAUAAAUACGGAGGGAACGAAUUUCCUCACUUAAAAGCCGACAACAAGCGACCGAAAGUUUACUUAAUCAAUUGUUUAUGAAUUACGACUGUUUCGAAACUUUUUUACGAAACUGAAUAUUUAACUCGAAGCUAGCAAUAUGCAAUAGUUUAACUUCUAAGUAGUAUAAUUAAAUUAAAUCUCAACUUAAGUUUUAGCAGUAAGUGCCAGUGUAGUGUUAUGGAAGUUUGAAGAUAAAUAUUUAUAAUAAGGCGUUAGUAUAGUGCAUAUAAUGUUGAGUUUGAAAAUCCUACAGUGUGUGAUAUUAUAGAAUAAAACAAUAACAAAUAACAAUAUGAAUAGUUAAAUAUGUAAUUCUAAACUAAAAUUAAAAUCCGAUUGUAUUAAGCUAUAUUUUAGUAAAUAUAAAAAAAUAUAAAAAAACAUUAUUGUGGUUAAAUUGGUUGUAAAUAUAAUUAAAGUUAGUAAAAAAGAGUGUGUGUAAAUAUUAGCUUUAAAAUAUUAGUUAAUAUUAUUUGAAAAUUCCAAGUUACUUUUUAAUAGUUUCUAACACAUAAAAAUAUAUUUUUUUUUUAAUUUGAUUUUGUUUAAACUUUUUCAUGCUUCCAUAUUUUAUUAGGUUUGUUAG